Molecule: messenger RNA, 1533 nt
Organism: Macrosiphum euphorbiae (potato aphid)
Lineage: Eukaryota; Metazoa; Arthropoda; Insecta; Hemiptera; Aphididae
Source: the annotation of a GenBank genome assembly
AUGACGUCCAAAAAUAAAUGUUUAACACUAAAUGAAAAAAUUAAACUAAUUGAGUCAAGUGAAAAAGAUAAAUUAACAGUAAAACAAAUUUGUGAACUUUUCAAAUGUGGAAAAAGUCAAGUGUAUAAUAUAUUAAAGCAAAAAAAUGAAAUAAAAGAACAAUGGAUGAAUGGAAAUGGGCGAAUGAAAAGAAAACCAAAAUCCAACGCUAAUGAAGAAAUUAAUAAUUUGACUUGGGAGUGGUUUGUAAGUGCUAGAGCAAAAAAUAUACCAAUUUCUGGACCAAUUAUACAGACUAAAGCACGCCAAAUUGCUGAACAAAUGUCAGUCACCGAAUUUAAAGCAUCGAAUGGCUGGUUGGAAAGUUUUAAAAAUCGACAUAAUAUUGUUUGGCAUCAAAUUUGCGGUGAGUCAAAUAGUGUCGAUGUUAAAAAUGUUGAUGAAUGGAAGGUGAAAGUAAAAUUAAUUAUUGAAGGAUAUGAACCUAAAAAUAUUUAUAAUGGUGAUGAGACGGGUUUAUUCUUUCGCGCAUUACCAAGUAAAACACUAUCAGUGAAAAGUGAAGAGUGUAAAGGUGGUAAGCUUUCCAAAGAACGUUUAACGGUAUUUUUAUGUGCUAACAUGGAAGGAGAAUUUGAAAAACCUCUAGUUAUAGGCAAAGCACAAAAACCCAGAUGCUUCAAAAAUGUAGAUCCGACAAAAUUUCCCAUAAUUUGGCGAGCUAAUAAUAAAGCAUGGAUGACUGGAAGCAUAAUGGAAGAUUGGUUGCAUACAUUCAACAAUAAAUUAAAAAAACAAAAUCGAAGAGUUAUUUUAUUUCUUGAUAAUGCAACAUGUCAUCCGCAUUUAAAUUUAUCAAAUGUUCAUUUAGCGUGGCUUCCAGCUAACACGACAUCACUUACCCAACCAAUGGACCAAGGAAUUAUUUAUUCGAUUAAAGUAAAUUAUCGUAAAAUGGUUUUACAAUCGUUAUUAGCAAGUAUGGAUAGCAUAAAAAGUGUUAAUGAAUUGUCAAAUAAAAUUAAUGUACUAGAUGCAAUUUAUUGGUUGAAUAAAUCUGUAAACUUAAUAAAACCAGAUACAGUCAAAAAAUGUUUCAUAAAAGCCGGGUUUAAUUUAGUUUUGGACCAGCCAACAGAUGCCAUUAACGAUAACGAUAACGAUUUUAAAUUGCUAUGUUCUACAAUAAAUGAAAAAGUAGAUAGUGAUGAAUAUGUUAACAUCGAUAAGCAUUUAUGUACUAAUGAUACUGAUAUUAUUGCUGAUACUACAGUGAAACCUUGCACUUCAAUAGACGUUGAACAAUCCAGUUCCGAAGACGAAACAGAUAAUGUACCAUUGCACGGCAAUGAUAUUAAAACGUAUAAGAACGCCCUCCAUGAAAUAAAACGAUUAGAAAUGUUCGCAUUGGAUCAAAAUAAUGAAAAUGAACUUCUUGAAUCAAUUCUCAACUUGAAAAAUUUAGUAGAAAAGAAAAUGGCAAGUCAAAUAACAAAACAAAAAACAUUGGAUGAAUUUUGGAGUAAAAUAUAA